Molecule: messenger RNA, 7562 nt
Organism: Didymodactylos carnosus
Lineage: Eukaryota; Metazoa; Rotifera; Eurotatoria; Philodinida; Philodinidae
Source: the annotation of a GenBank genome assembly
ACCAAUUUUAAUAUAAUAUCGAUUAAAUUCAUCGGUCAUUUUAAUGAUUUAAAAAAAAUUCAAAUCAGGUUUUGUCACAGGUUCAGGAUGACUUUGAUAUUUGAUACAAAGUAUCGAUCGGAAAUGCUGAUUUAUUCACACGAAAAAAGUAAGCGAAUCGAAUGAACUAACUCAAUAAAUGAUUUUGCACUCAACAUAUACUGUUACAUGUAAUAUUUAAGUGCAUAUGACGUCAGAAAAUAUCAUAUGCGGGCGCAAAUAUCCUCAGAAGAUUCUUUCCUCCCUCAUAUGAUAUUUUCUGACGUCAUAUGCAGUUAAAUAUUACAUGUAACAGUAUAUGUUGAGUGCAAAAUCAAAAAAAAAAUAUUUCUGAAUGCAGAAAUAUACUCGAAUCCUGGACAAGGAAUGUUCACAUGUUUAUUACAUUAUAAGCUCUAUCUAAAAGACUGUUAGAAUUAUAGACGAGACAUUUUACUAAGUAUUCAUGCAAUAAAUCUUUCGAUGUUAAGUAUUUUAUAAAAAUUUAAACAUCGUCCUACGAACUUUUGGUCACCCCUAAGGAUAGUCAAGCAAAAUCAAACCAGCCGAUUUAUUUAAAAUUAAUUAAUGUUCUACGUGAAGCAACUGGUCAAUGUCAAAUAUAUAUUUUUUCUAAUAUUCUUAGUUUUCUGUUAAUCAUAUAGAACCACAUGAGAGAUGAGAAUAAACUUUAACAACGCAGCUCUCAGCGGGUGAUAGAAAAUAAGAUCCUUGGGACAACAUAUUUUAGACUAAUACUAAGAUCAUAAUAUUAUAUUGCAGAUGAUGUCCUCAGAGCACAUUUUUUGUCCACAGAGUAAAUUGAAUAUUUAGCGAAAUAAAAACAAACCCUUUAGCACAUUUGAUUCUAUUUCUCCUACAACAAAUUAUUAGCGAUUCUGAAUUAUAUUUCUUUUCUUGUUGACUGAUGGCAGAGAAACGAGCGCUGUUGGUAACUCUUUUGCAUUUCUAAACAUCUCCGUUAGACUUGCAUCAGUCUAACGCUUUUUUCUUCGAGAAAUUAUUUUAAACAUAAAAUCGAUGUUUGAGUUAUGGUUAUUGACGAUCGACGUUCCAAAGCGAUGACUAGUAAAAGAUUUACCAUGAUUGGCUGCUAUUAAAUUACUUUAGAACUCUUUAAUUUAGUUUAGUUGUACAACCGCUUAUCAGUUAAUAGAGAUUCAAACAGAACACAUUUCUGGAAGAAUCAAAAGAAGAUACCACGACCGGUUUCGACCUUUCUCAAGCUGGUGUGUUGUUUGUCGUGCCUUAACUCUGUCUUUUUCAAAGAAAACCAUCUGACGAGACCUUUGAAAAAGGUCGAAACCGGUCGUAGUAUCUUCUUUUGAUUCUUUCAGAAAUGAGUUCUAUUUGGAUCUCUAGUAACUAAUAAGCGGUUGUAAAACUAAACUAAAUUAAAAUCAUGUCAAACCGAGUUUCACAUUUCAUAUAUGUUUAGGACUCUUGUUCACCAUUGAUCAAUUAAUUUCAGAUGUUGUCGUUGAUGAUGGUAAAGCAGCGAGUGUUACUGAUACUUUGUUAAAAAAGCAUUCACGAGUAGUGAAUACACAAGCGUUUUAUCAAUUGAAUGUGUAUGAGAUUUCGUAAUGAACACUAGAAAAUGAACUAAUUUUAGGAGCGCAUGGAUCAUACCGAUGAUAGCAGCAGCAAAAGUAUACGCCAGCAAUUGUAUAAUUGAAAUGGCAAAAAUAUCGAACACCUUUUCUCCAUCUUCUGCAUGUGCAAAAGAUCUAAUCAUUUUUCAUUUAAAACAGAGAAAGGCUUAAAAACGACAUUUGUGUUCAACAAUGUCUUCCAUGAUGAAAGAUGAAACUGCAUGCUGCUAAAAGCAUUCUUGCCACAGCUAAUCGAUUACUAUCAGUUUUGAAAUAGAAAGAUACUCGGAUAUUUUUUUAAGGUUACAAAAGUGUUUUUUCCCGGAUUUUGAACAAGUUUUCUAGGAGCCUCGAAAAACCGGGUCUUCAAAUAAUAGCUUUUUCCUGAAUUCUUAUGCAAAAUUUUUCUAAACACACAGAUUUGUAAAGCAGACAUUUCUGAUGAAAAUAAGACCUCGCACAACUGUGUAUGACCUAACUUAACAAUGGCAGGGCUCAAAAUACUUUCUAAAACGUUCGAUUUUCAACCAAGUUUACAAUCAUUACUUUAAUAUUUAAAGAUAUGCGUUAGGAUCAUAACACAGGUUUAUAUGGGAAAAAGAUAAACAGCAUUUAUUUACAUAAUAAUAACUAGUAAACAUUCAUAAUUCUGCGCUCAAUGGCCAAAGCUUAAUUAUUUCGAAUAUGCAAUGUUGAAUAUACUCUGAUUUCAAAGUUCAAUUCUAUUAAUCGAUGCUUGUCAAUCAUCAAGAAACAGUGAGUAGCAUUUAAAGCGAAAAGAUAAAUAUUCAUUUGUCUCUGGUGUUUUGAUGAGUUUUUAUUUGCAUACACGAAUAUUUCGCUCAAUCAGCUUUUCAACAAUGACAUAAGAUUUACAACAUGUUCUCAGACGUACACGACUGUGCAUUUUAAGGCCCGAUGAGGCUCGAUUGUCUCCGUUUCGAUAUGUUUUAUGUGAAUGUACAGAGAUGAAUCGCAAGCUCUCACAGUUUGAGUAAGUUCGAUGAGUCUCUCUGUACAGGUAAGCUUUGAUAUUUGCUUAAAUAAUUGAGAGCAUAGACCUUAUUGAAAAUAUUUUCUUGUUUUAGAAAAAAUAGCAAAAAUAGUAAGAGAAUGAACGUGAAUAUGAUGUAGAAUGCAAAUAAAAUGAUAUAACUUUUCAAUUGAAACUCAAAGCAACGGCUAGUUUACUUUCAACCGUUAUUCCUUCACACCAAUUCUUUUACACAUCGAUAUGUGGAAGAGUUAAAAAAAAUUCAGAGAUGAGACUGCGUGAUCAGAUGCCAACUGAAAUUAUUUUCCAAACAUCACAAAAUUCGCGCGCUUUUUAAGAUGUUUUUCAAGAAGUAAUCAUUUUCUUAGAACUUUUUCUUUAAUAUUUUGCUUUUGUUAUUGAAAACGGUCUAUUUUCUUUUUUUUCUCAUUCAAUUAUCAUGAUUUCGCAUAUAAUUAGAAGAACUGAGCGUUCUAUAGGAAUUAUAAUUUACUUUAAAAACAAAAUCAAAAGCUUAAUCAUCUUCAACGAGAGAUACUGGUCACUCUACCGUUGAAUGCAGAGAAGUUGUCAGAAAACACUGUACCACCGCCACUUUAUGUGAGCAUUGUUUAAAAAAAAACAGCGCAAUUCCUUUGAAAAAACAUUGGCUAUAAAUUAUUUUAGAAAAUUUGCCUUAAAUUCAAAUUAUUUUCAAAAAAAUGCAAGCAACAAAAAUUUAAUUAUUUUCUUUGAUAUUGUAUGCUCGAGAUAAAUCUGAUGCACAUUACUUUCAAAACAAACAUUUACACAUUUAAUUCUUCAAUAAAUUGUAUCGAUUUUUGAAAUUAAAAUUGGAUACUGAGUUUUUGACUGGAAGUAAUAACGUGGAGAUAAAAAUAAAAAUAAAAAUAAGAAGCAACAUAGGUACGGAUAAAUUUUCUAAGUAAAAAUUUGUUCAAUUUUUUGCUUUGUCAUUAUUCGUGGGUGUGGAUAUGUCAUGUAAACUGCUACGGUUUUUUAAGAAGUUUUUGCUCUAUUUACCAAUGAGAUAGGUAGGAGACUAUAAAAGAACUUGUCAGCAUAGAUCCAGGUCUGAAAAUGCUACUUCUUCAUUUGAAAGUUGAUCAUUUUAAUAUGAUCCCACUUAGUAAAGAAGAUAUCAUAUGACAUAUUUUCUAGAUAUAACUCUACACAUUAAUACACUUGUUUGAUAAUAGGAGGAGUUUCACAAAAUAUAACAUAUAGAUGUUUUACUCUUGGGGAAACAUCGAGGGAACAGAAAAGUAAACCGAAUUUAAGAACAUAGUAAGAAAUCCUAUUAAUCGUUCAGAUUCUGUUUAACAUGUCAUAAAAAAUCUGAAGAGGAUAGAUUGAAUCUACCCUAUCAUAGUCGUGAAAUCUUUCAACUAUAAUAGAACAUUAAGUUUUUGUCAUAAUCGAAUUCCAAUGUCUUGAUCUAAAAAUUUUCAACGUUAAAUUUUUUAGCAUCAUUUAUCAUUGAUAAAUACUGAUCAGAAAUGCGAUCAUGUAGUAUUAAUACAGUAAUAGGAAUAUUAUCUAUGAUGGAAAUAUAUUCUGUAUCUAUUUAUCUAUAUGCUUGAGAGUAUCUCUAUUCAUUAUUUAUUAAACGAUAUAUACUUAUUUUACACGCUCAUUUUUCAAUAGAACGAAGAGGACUCAUUCAUUAUAUUUAAUACUAUUACCGUUGACAGAAAAAAUGGAAACGUACGAAAAAGGAUUGACUGAAUGAUGAAUCUUCAUUGUGUCUUCUUCGUUUUCUCAACAAUUUCCUUUUACGCGUCAAUUGACGUUCUUUUUUCCCAUUUUUUUUUCUCAUUCUUUCGCUUACAAGACAUUAUUACGGUAUUUAUUCUAUGGAUAACAAUUACCUUUAUAUAAUCGAGAAAAAUGAAGAAAAAUAAAUGUAGAGAGAAAGAGAGAGCGAGACAGAGAGAGAGAAAAGGAAAAAUGAAGAGUUUGUUCUUUACAUAAAUUGUUACUAUGUGAUGAGAAACCGUAUAUCAACUAGUGUGUUUUGUUUUCUUGUACAUAAUAAUAGAUGAAAAACUUGACACUUUUACAUUAAAACGAAAAAAAAACAGACCAAUUUCGUAUUUGUUAAAUCUUUUUCCAAUCGGGUAAGUAAAUUUAACAAUAAAAAUCUUUUAGAUUCGAUCAUCAUAGUUGAUCCUCUGAACUUGAAACGGAUUUUCCAAGAUAAAAUUUUUAUACUAUUUGGCAUUUUUCCUAUGAGUAAAAUCAUUCAUAGUUGUAUAAAAUAUCAUUUUUCAAUAGUCUACACUGAAAAUGUAUAACUUUUUGAAGAAUAUCAACUAAUUAAAAUAUUUAUAAUAUCAUGAUGAAUAAAAAAUUUGAUUGAAUUUUGUCGAAUAAUGUGUGAAACGAGUUGUGUCUAUUGUCUGUUUAAAGUUUUAACUCAUUUGAUUGUUUAGCGUUCAAAGCUAUAUGAUGAUCAUAAAAUGUUAUUUGUUUUUAAAGAUCAGUCAUGCUUUUAAUAGGAUAUUAAGCUAAUUUUUUGAUUGUUCAUGGGUAAAUUGCUACUUCGAUUUCUCUAAUUACAUUCAUUCUAAACUAACAAAUUAGUUUAAUAUAUAUUUUUUUUAUUAAAAUUAAUCAGAAAUGCAUAAUUUAAUUUGAUAUUCUCCAACGAGUAAUUAACAGUGGAAAAUAUAUAUAUUUACAAUAUUUUUCUAUUAGAAGAAAAUAUUGUUGUUAAAUUCCUAUUUGUUUAUUUCUUUGUUUUAGUUAUGGCUGCUAAUGGUGAACAAACAUCGAAUAGUUUUGGCUUAGUACAUCUGCCUGAAUAUGAUUGUUUAAUGGAAGAUAAAUCUGUUAAAUUAUCAUCUCAUCAUAAUAAUAAUAACAAAGAUCUUCGAUGUAUAAAACAAAGUGGUAGUGAUAAAUUAACAUUUUGCUUAUUAAUCUCACUCAUACUAGCAAUUGGAAUUAUUUUAUGUCUGUUAUUAUUGUACGUGUUACAUAUAAGAACAAAAAAAGAUAAAUUAUGUGUCACACCGGGUUGUAUUACUUUAGCGGGUGAUAUUUAUAAUGCAAUGGAUUUAACAGUAGAUCCGUGUGAAGAUUUUUAUCAAUUUGCUUGUGGAAACUGGGAUAAGCAACAUCCAGUUCCUGAAGGUCGUAGUGUAAGAUCUUCGUUUGAAUCAUUUGUAAAUGAUGUUGUUGAUCUAUAUAGAGAAUUGCUGAGGAAACCAGUAUUACUGAAUGAGCCGGAUGCGGUGAAAAAAUUGAAAAUAUUCUAUCAAACAUGUAUAAGUCCAGAUAGAGAUUCGGCUGCAAAUGAAAAUGUCACACUACUCACAAACAAAUUAGAACAAGUUGGAGGUUUUCCAGUAUUAUACGGAGACAAAUGGAAACCUAAAUUAUCGCUUGAACAGUUGUUAGCUACUUUACAUUUAAAAUUUAACAUUGAACCAUUGUUUGAGUUAAAAGUAGCAGCUGAUGAUAUGAACAAUACUCAACAUAUUAUUCUAAUCAAUCAUCCAUCAUUAUUUCUUCAAGCAUCGGCUGCUUAUGAAUCACCAGAAGAAGUAGACGCGUAUUUGCAUUUUAUGAUUAGCGUUACAACGAAUCUUGGUGCAAACCAAACUUAUGCAAAACACGAAAUGAAACGAAUACUCGAAUUAGAAAAGGCAUUGGCCAACAUUCGAAUUGAUCAACUGGGAACUGUGAUGGAUUUUUAUAAUAAAGUCAGUAUCGAACAAUUACAGUUAAUGGUGCCAUCUAUUAAUUGGUCAGUGUAUUUUUAUCAUGUUUUCAAAGAAAAAAUACCAUCUCAUGAACAGAUUAUUGUAUUAUACGCUACUGAUUACAUGAAAGAGUUAGAAAGACUUCUUAAAUUAUUUGAUAUUAGGACAUUUACUAAUUAUGGUCUGUGGCGUGUAAUAGCUAAUCUUGUGCCGGAUAUGAGUAAAAAUUUUCGCGAAUAUCAUCAUGAACUCGCACGUCUUACACAGGGCGCUGCUCUCAAUGGUAUUGGUUCCCAUUGUUUACUCAAUCGUGCUGAUGAAACAUUUGCUAUAGCAAUGACAUAUAUCUACUUAAAAUCCCAAACAGAAGUUAAUAUUCGCGAAGAGUUACAAGAAUUAAUUCAAAAUAUAAGAGAAACUUUUUACGAAACAAUAACGAUAAAUAAAUGGAUGACAAAUGAUACAAAAAAUGUUGCAUUAGCAAAAGCACAACGUAUGAGUGAAUUUAUUGCUUAUCCAUUAGAAGCACUCAACGAGACAUAUCUUAAUACAAGUCACGCUCAUUUAAAUAUUACAACAGAAUCACAUUUGAAUAAUGUCAUUAAUUUAUUAGAAAAUGAAGUAAAAAAGAAUAUUGCACUAUUUCGAAAACCUGUCGAUAAAAAACAAUGGAUGACAAGUUCGGCACAAGUCAACGCAUUGUAUGACAGUAAUAGAAAUGCAAUAAUAAUACCUGUUGGCAUGACAAGACCAUUUCUAUAUAGUUCAAAGUUUCCGCAUUAUGUGAUUUAUGCUCGAAUCGGAAUGGUCAUUUCUCAUGAAAUUGUACAUGGUUUUGAUACAAAUGGACGUUAUUUUGAUGAACAUGGAAAUUUAAAAUAUUGGUGGAAUAAUGAAACAGAUGCUACGUAUAAAAACACGGAGCGAUGCAUAAUCGAUCAAUAUUCAAAUUAUAUGUAUGAACAAGUUAAUAUGACACUGAAUGGAAAUACUACUCGUUCUGAAAAUAUUGCUGAUAUUGCCGGUACAAAAUUAGCUUUUCAGGCAUAUAAAAGAUGGGUGAAGGUACAUGGAAAUGAACCUCGCUUACCACUACUUGAUCAUUAUGAUCCACUUCAACUAUUCUUCAUAUCAUUUAGUCAAAUUUGGUGUGGAAAUUACUUGAGUGAAAGACUAAAGAAAGAUAUUCGAGACAUGAUUCAUACACCGUUUCGAUACCGGUAA